CAGCCCCAGGCCCCCUCCGGCGACGGCGCGCGGCCCCCGGGCGCGCAGGGCUUGAAGAACCACGGCAACACCUGUUUCAUGAACGCCGUGGUGCAGUGUCUCAGCAACACCGACCUGCUGGCCGAGUUCCUGGCGCUGGGGCGCUACCGGGCGGCGCCGGGCCGCGCCGAGGUCACCGAGCAGCUGGCGGCGCUGGUGCGCGCGCUCUGGACGCGCGAGUACACGCCCCAACUUUCCGCCGAGUUCAAGCCUCCGCCGGAAGCCAGCAAAGCCCCCGAGUGCCUCCUGACCCCAUCGGCUCAGCCUCCCCUAGGCCAAAGCUUUGUGCAAAACCAUUUCCAGGCACAGUAUAGAUCCUCCCUGACCUGCCCCCACUGCCUGAAACAGAGCAACACCUUCGAUCCUUUCCUGUGUGUGUCCCUACCUAUCCCCUUGCGCCAGACCAGAUUCCUGAGCGUCACCUUGGCCUUCCCCUCUAAGAGCCAGCGGUUCCUGCGGGUCGGCCUGGCCGUGCCGAUCCUCAGCACAGUGGCAGCCCUGAGAAAGAUGGUCGCCGAGGAAGGCGGCGUCCCUGCCGACGAGGUGAUCUUGGUUGAACUGUGUCCCAAUGGAUUCCAGCGGUCUUUCUUCGAUGAAGAGGACCUGAACACCAUUGCAGAGGGAGAUAACGUGUAUGCCUUCCACGCCCCUCCACCACCUGGUCAGGAGAUGCUCUCAGCUCAUCCACCUGGUCUUUCUGUCUCCCCGCGCUUGGCCUGUGAGGGUGAGCGGCUACCCCUGCCUGUCCGUACCGAGGCCAAGGUGCUAAUGCUUUGCUGUAACUUGGUGGGGUCCGGGCAGCAGGCUAGCAGGUUUGGGCCACCUUUCCUGAUACGGGAAGACAGAGCCAUUUCCUGGGUCCAGCUCCAACAGUGCAUUCUCAGUAAGGUCCGCUACCUCAUGAAGAGCGAGGCCCCCCUCCAGCAGAACCCGGGGUCUCUGUUCUCCGUCCGGGUUGUGGGGCUUUCUCUGGCCUGCAGCUACUUAGCCCCGCAGGACAGCCUUCCCCUCAGUCACUGGGCAGUGGACAGGGCUUUGCACCCCAGGAGGCCCGGGGGCCCCCCGCACGUCAAACUGGCCGUGGAGUGGGAGAGCGAAGCCAAGGGGCGCCUGUUCGGGAACCCCCAGGAGGAGUGGGUCCAGGACGCGGACAGCGUGCGGCGGCAGCGGGAGGCGCACCAGCAGCCCAGCUGCACCUUGGAUGAGUGUUUUCAGUUCUACACCAAGGAGGAGCAGCUGGCGCAGGACGACGCGUGGAAGUGUCCGCACUGCGAGGCCCUGCAGCGGGGCACCGUGAAGCUGAGCCUGUGGACCGUGCCCGACAUCCUCAUCAUCCACCUGAAACGCUUCUGGCAAGUGGGCGAGAGGAGGAACAAGCUGUCCACGCUUGUCAGGUUCCCCCUCUGGGGCCUCGACAUGGCCCCCCACGUGGCCCCGAGAGGCGCGGGCCCCAGGCCAGUCAGCCACCCGCCGGACUUCCUGUACGACCUGUACGCCGUCUGCAACCACCACGGCAGCCUGCAAGGGGGACAUUACACGGCUUACUGCCGGAACUCUCUGGACGGCCGGUGGUACAGCUUUGACGACAGCACAGUGGAGCCGCUCCGGGAAGACGAGGUCAACACGCGGGGGGCUUACAUCCUGUUUUAUCAGAAACGGAACAUCAUCCCCGCCUGGUCCGCUAGCAGCUCUGUGAGAGCCUCCACCAGCUCGUCCUUCUCCGACCACUGGCUCGUGCGGCUGGGGAGCAACAGUGGCAGCGCCAGGGGGAGCCUGCUGUCCUGGAGAUCCAGCCCCGGCCCCUCCCGGCCCCGAGCACCCGACACUCCCAUCUUCGCCGAUGGCCUCUCGGAUCAGGAAAAGGGAGAGCUGGAGUCCAGGCGUCUGGUGCGGGGCGUGCGAGGCCGGAGCACCAGCAUGAAGGAGCCCGCCCCUUCCAGGGCCAAGCAGGGGGCCUUCAGGACCAUGCCCCUCCGGUGGUCUUUCAGACCCAGGGAGAAGCCGCCCGGCACGUCUGUCGAAUUGGUGGAGUACUUGGAGUCCCGGCGGAGACCCCGACCCACGAGCCAGUCCAUCGUGCCGCUGCUGACGGGGGCUGCCUGUGAGGACGGGGAGUCCGCUAAGGGUGAAGACGGCGGGCAGGCCCCGGCGCCCUGCCCCUCAGGCCUCCCCGCCCCCCGUGCAGCCCCCGGGACCCCAGGGGGUCUAAACACAGCCAGGAAAGCCAAGGAGAAUGCCAGUCAGGAGAUCAGGCUCCCCAGACGGUUUGACCUGCCCCUCGCGGUGAUGCCCUCGGUGUGGAGUGAGAAACGAGCCUGGCCGGAGGGCCAGAAGACCGCCAACUGCAGGGGAAGUGGCCAGGCAGGAAGCCUCAGCCGAGCACCCUCCCCCACAGAGGCUCUGAGCACCACGGAAUUAUCUAGAACCAGCGCAGAUGGCCGCCAGAAUGCCCGCGCCAAGAUGAGGGCUAACGUGGAUGGCAGGGACGCUGAGACAGACCGGAUCCCACAGGGGACCCUCACCCUUCUGAGGUCCAUGUUUUCCAAGAAGGAGAACAAGUGUGAGCGGCCAGAGGUGGCCCCCCAGGCACCCCCAGUCUCCCUGGUGAGCAGCAGGCUGAGCCCGGCUGUGGACGAGCAGGCUCGAGGCCCCUGCCCUUCCCUCCGGGUCCGGGACAGCCUGGCCAGAGCCCCCACCAGCCGCCCGGAGAGGGAUGUGUGGUCAGCACCCAGCUCUCUCCGCCUCCCUCGGAAAGUCGUCAGGCCCACGAGGGCCAGUGCCCUGGGCCCGUCCCCGAGGACUGUCCCAGCGGAGCACGCUCCUUGGGGCACCUUGCAAAAGAUUUCCAACACAGCAUGUCCAAAUACUUUCCUGAACGGCUGGUGCUUUUACCUGUGCAGACCACCAGAGGGUGCUGUUGGGUCAGCAUUACUAUUUCAGGGCAAGAACUGAUGGGUUUCCAGAAUUCCACGGCCACGUCCCUACCUCAGGAGUGAUUUGGGUGUGGGCCAACUUUACAGCCACGUCCGUAAGAGUCUUCAACGUCAAGUCAGUUCUUGUCAUUGGCUUCUCUUAUUCAAACCUCUAAGUGCUUCCCUGGGAGAAAGCGUUCAAGAUGCCAAAAACGUGAACAAGCGAGAUUCUCGGAGAGAGAUGGAGGAGGAGUGAGUGAGCUAGGAAGAUAUUUAAUAUAUAACAAGAUACUUGUAUGAGUAUUUCUCAAGGUAUUUAAAAAAAGAGAACUAUUUUGAUACUAGGAAUAAAGGAAGUUCUUUAAAAAAAAUUUAAGCAUAAGACCUAUGUACAAGUUUAAUAAAAGCCCAUCAGUGAAACAUG
Suricata suricatta (meerkat) is the source of this 3375-nucleotide messenger RNA. It is a transcript of the gene USP43, whose product is annotated as ubiquitin specific peptidase 43. The transcript is spliced from 15 exons. The annotation marks the transcript as partial. Lineage: Eukaryota; Metazoa; Chordata; Mammalia; Carnivora; Herpestidae. Gene Ontology annotation, molecular function: cysteine-type deubiquitinase activity. Gene Ontology annotation, biological process: protein deubiquitination. The record is from RefSeq and is a predicted model, not a curated record.